AUGAUUUAUGACAAAUCAUCUUAUAUUUCUUCCUCUAAAUAUAACAGUCCGAGAUAAGAAAAUAUGGAUAAUUUUUUGUAAAAUUUAGAUUUUAAUAAAAAAGGGACAAUAAUAGUGAUAGGAAUAGUGCGAAUGAUUUAAGGAGGUUUGGGGGCACGAGCAGAUAUAAAAAAAAGCAUAGAGGACAUAGUAGGGUUUUUGAUGAUGAUUAUCUAUAAAAAGAGAAGCGUGUCUUUAAAUAAAGUUUGCAAAAGCUUUACGAAGAGUCUUUUAUAAAAAAUAUCAUAGACAAUUCAUAUAUUAAAAAAAUAGGCACAUUAAGUACGUAUCAAGUAUAGGUACUUGAUGAUCUGCAAUUUGGAACUGAUAAAUAAAUAGAUGAUAUUGACAAUGUCUUUUACAGUUUCUUUUCAAGUUAUUUAGAUAAAAUAUCUGUCAUCUACCCAUAAAGUAAUUUUAAAAUAUUGUGGAAUUCAAUUCAAGUAUCGACAUUCUCUUUAAUAUUUUUAUGGUUACCGUAUAAAUUAGCAUUCGAAACAAAUUACAUUUCUUAAUUUUAUGAUGAUGAAAAAACAAUGUAGAUAGAACUUGCCUUUUUUGUGAUAAGUGCUUUUGAUAUAAUUAUUUGCUUGAAUGAGGCCUACAUCCAUAAAGGAAUUAUUAUCAAGUAAUAAUAACUAUGAAAUAUGUUUAGCUAAAGAUAUCAUAUCAUUAUGAAUUAUCUAAAAACAACUGCAUUACCAGAUAUGAUAAGUAUCUUUGCAUUGCUUUAUGAAUUAAUCAUAGUUCACUAUUAUGAAAAUUAGUUUAUAUCAUUGUAAAUCACUUUGUGUUUGAUAUAUGGAUUGAUCAAAACUAUAAAGAUGAAAUAGAUCUUCAAUCAGAUUUAGGAAUACUUUAACAUAAAGGGCGUAUUGAAGGAUUGCUUACAAAUGACUCAAAUAAUAUGUGGCUUGUUAUACUUCAUUCAUUUGACUGCAUGUUUAUGGCACGGAUUAGGAUAACCGAUAUAUAAGUAAACGUGGUUGGAUAUAAAUCAAUUGAGAGGAGCCAAUGAUAGUGCAAGAUAUGCAGAGUCGUUGCAUUGGGCAGCAGUUUACCUUACUAAUGUAGGAUCCACAGAUAUAAUGAUAGCAAAUAGUGAUGAGAAGUAUUUUGCUGCGGUAAUUUCAUUUUUAUCAUUAUUCAUCAUGGGUAUCAUAAUUGUAGCUUUGGGUUUCUUUUUCCACAAAUCUCAAAGAAACUAAAUUUAUUCAGAAUCAAUGAAUUUGAUGAAUAAUUUUAUGUCAAUGAACAAUAUCGAUUUUAAUUUGUAAGUAAGAAUUAGAAAUUAUUUGGAUUACAUUUGCAAAGUAAAUUAAAUAUUACAAAAAUAGGCAGAAUAAUCGAUGAUUGAUGAAAAUGUUUCGAGCAUUAUUAACAAAUUGUCAGAAAGGUUAUAAGCUGAAUUGAAAUAUCAAUUAAGAGCAUCCAUUUUAGAAUAGUGCGAUUUUAUUAAGAAGAACUUUUCACUUAAAUUUCAAUAAGCUUUGGUUCCAUUCAUGCAAGAGAUAAAUACCAUACCUGAGGAGAGAGUAGUGGAGAUGAAUAGUAUCGAUGAUUGUUCGAUCUAUAUUAUAAACAAGGGAGAAAUGGAAGUAGUAUUUGAAGCCAAAAAUAAGAUGAAUGUUAAAUUCAAGAGAAAUAAUAUCAAAGUCUUAGAAGUAUUUGUUGAGUUUUUUUGAUUUAGAGAAAGGAGAAUAUUUUGGUUUUUAUAGUUUCAUUACAAAUUAACCUAGAACAGCAACUGUUGUUUCCAAGGGGUUUGGCAAACUGUUUAAAAUUACUAGAGAUAAUUUUGUAAAUCUCUUAGACCAGUUCCCUGAUGAACGAGAAAUCUUUUACAUGAUUAAAGAUAAAGUGAUAAUCAAUCAGGAUCUAUCCGAUUUACAAAUCAAGUGUUAUGGUUGUAAAGGCAAUACUCACAUGGUCAAUUAUUGUCCAUUCUUGCAUUUCAAUCCAAAUUAAGAUAGGGUCAUCAAAUAGUCCCUGUAUCCUCAUUAAUAAGAACGAGAUGAUCCCUAUUAGUAUGAAUCUAUUUUAUAUAUUAUGUAGACCAAGAAAGUCCAAAUUUAUCAAUGCUUUGUUGCAAUAACAAAUAAUAGAAUAAAUAGCAAAAGAGUAUCAAACACAACAGUAUUAAGAUGAAACUUAAGAAGGUACCUAAGCAACACAUGUUUUAAUAUAAGAUGAUGUAUCAGACUCAGACAGUAGAUGUAUGGUUCAAUCUUAAAUCUAGCCUACUCUUAGAUGAGAACACGUUCUGUCUCCAGGGUUAACACACAUUCAAUCUUAUCAAUGCAAUAGCAAUCCUCUACUUACAAAAUUGGUCAAGCUCAUAUGGCUUAGUAAAUGGUUUUUCAGUAAGGAAGUCAUCUACCUUAAGUGGAUGAAGUUGAAGUUGAAAUAAUUGAAGAUUAAGAACAAGGGGAAAAUUAAGACGCCAAUAAUAAUUUUGAUGAUUAAAUGAACAAUAGAAAAGAAUUCAAUCGCAAACAUGAUCCUAAAAAUACGGUAGAAACUGCUGGAUUCGGUAAUAAAUUUAAUAAAGCAUCCAAUGCUGAUCAGAACAUUGAAAAUUCAGAGGAAUCUGAGGAGGACGAAGAAGAAUAUGAAGAAGAAUCUAGUAGUCAGCAAUAAUAAUAAAUUGGGAAAUCAGUUUCCAAAGGAUCACAAAGUCCACAAAAUUCAGGGACAAAUCCAAAAAAUCUACAAUAAAUGGCAUAGAAAGUCACCUUCAAUGCAUCGUCAACUUAAUAGCAAACAGCUGGAUCCGCAGCUAACAUCAGACCCAGAACUUCAAUCAAAAGGGGAACUACCAAAACAAACAAUACAGCCAUAGUUUUUGAUAAUGUCUUAGCAGCUUUAUAAGAGAAUUAAUAUUUAACCAUUGAAUUUGUAAAUGAUGCAACAUAUAAAUAGCCUAUCAUUACAUUUCCAUCUGUUGGAGACUUUGAUAAGAUUAUGACUUUUAGAAAGUAUUUCCCACAGCAUAAUAUCUCUACAGUGUUAAAACUAAUUGAAAGAUAUCAAAAACAAGUAGAGCAUUUCCCCAUCUAAUCUCUUUAUUCUUUCCUCUAUACUGCAAUCUUUAGAGGAAAGGAGCUAAGGAAAAAGGCAGAAUUAGCCAAAUAGCAAUAAAAAUAGGUUUUAUAUUAUCCAAAACCUAACAAUAAACCAUAAAAGUAUUUUAUGUAUUAUUUUUGUUUAAAUUUUGUAGGAGAUAGCUAACUAAAAGGUAGGUUUGA
Paramecium octaurelia is the source of this 3287-nucleotide messenger RNA. Lineage: Eukaryota; Ciliophora; Oligohymenophorea; Peniculida; Parameciidae. The record is from the annotation of a GenBank genome assembly.